Messenger RNA from Closterium sp. Yama58-4, 1368 nucleotides. The record is from the annotation of a GenBank genome assembly. NCBI's taxonomy places the organism in Eukaryota, Viridiplantae, Streptophyta, Zygnematophyceae, Desmidiales, Closteriaceae.
AUGUCGCAUGGGAGCACGUCCGAAAGUAGCUCCUCGUCUGCCCAGUCCAGCCGGCAGAUUGACGAGGAGGCUGCAACCGGCGGGUCGGCGGGCCGCAGGCGUAAACGUCACGUUCAAGACGUCAUCGAGGGUUCUGCACGUGUGGAGAGGGAACCUGACGCAGCUCCGGCGCCAUCAUCGGACGACGACCCCAAUGAGGCUCUCCCCAGGCGUAACCCAGUGGACACCGAGAACAAGGAUGAUGCGGAAGCAGACAAUGAGGCUGAGGCCGACGCGGAAGAGGCGCACGCCGGCGCGGAACGUACUCCGAAUGACACACCGGUCACGCGGGAGGAGCUGCAGAGCAUGCGGGAGCUCCAUGAAGCCACGGCACGUGCGAUUGCAAGGCUGGAGACUGCGUUCCUUGCGAAACCCCGGGAUGACGUCAACAAUAAGAGGAAGAGGCGUCGGAAGCGCGGAUCCGGCAAGGGAAAGCGCCGCAAGGCGCGGCGGUCACGCUCCACGUCCGAGACGGCGUCCGAGGAAGAGGGGGAGUUCGAAGAGGGAGAUGAUGGCCACAUUCGACACUCCACCUCUGCCAUUCUGCAGGAGGCGCUCGAGCUCCUCCCGACCGACAAGGGGUGGAAGGAAAUAUGUGAGCAGGCUCGCACCAAGCUGUUCAUUCGGCGCUCCAACUUGCAGUUGACGUUCUACCCCAGCAGCGCAGCCAAGACCUGGGCCAUCUGCGCAGUCGUGGAUAACCUGACCCCCAACUAUGCAAGCCUUGCACUCGUGGCUGACCCAAACAGGUCGUUCAGCGACUGGAAGACUAGUGCGGCAGGGAGAGUCCGGGACAUCUCGUUGCCUAGGAUUGGGCUAUUUCGCCACGAACGAGACAUGAAAAGCCUCUGGGCGACACGUUCGAGGCGCACCUUGUCCCGAAUCCGAGAUAGGGUCAGCCUUGGAGACGUAGCCACGGAUAAGCUGGCACCGUCUCGUUGGAGUUGCGACCGAAACGGGAUGUUGUUCGCCUCUGAUGCGUUUACUGCACGCAGCGCGGGCGGCGUUCAAGCCACGAAUGGUGAACGGGACCGUAACACUGAAGCUCUACCACGUGACAUGGCUGGAGCACGUGGUACGUCACCGAGGUCGCACCAAGGUCGCUUCUCCAACUCUGCGGGCUCCAACGCGCAGAUCGUGGACGGCCUGCACGUCCUCGUCAAGGCUGCUGUUACUCGGACCAUCGCGGAGUUCCGGCCCGAGUAUGACGCGACGUCCCAGAGCUGGGCAUGGGGCUGUCAUGGUCUCCGCAUCUCGGCGGACGGCAUCGCGGCUGCCGACGCGGUGAGCGUGGAGGCUAGCGCCAGCCGCGGGACUCCGCAGGCAUAA